Molecule: messenger RNA, 1357 nt
Organism: Nicotiana tabacum (common tobacco)
Lineage: Eukaryota; Viridiplantae; Streptophyta; Magnoliopsida; Solanales; Solanaceae
Molecular function (GO): zinc ion binding
Source: RefSeq, a predicted model, not a curated record
CACAAACCAAAUCGGCUGCAAACUGCCAGUAAAUAAUGACAGCAGUGACUCUGUCUGUUGGAUAGCUCCGUAAAAGUCAGAUAUUUUGCAGUGAAUAUGUAGAGAUACUGUUGAGAGAAUACAGGUCCGUCCCCUCCCCAACUUUUUCCGUUGAAUCAACACUCAUCGCUACCGUCUUACUCAACUCGCUUCUGCUCAAAAGAGGAAUGUUAAAAAAGGUUGCAGAGGGAUAGCGACGUUCUGGCUUGGUCCUUCAUAGUUGUUAUCAAUGCAGGAUGUCGGUGUAGUCCGGCAUGAUAGUACCGCCCUGGGUGGCCACUGCGGUGAUCCAUUGGAUAUUGAAAAGCAGAAUGCGGAGGCCAGCAAUCAUGGCUUAGCUACUGAAAAUGUGGAUCAAUCUGUACUCACCAUAGUGGUUUCUGCGGGCGAAUCACUCAACUCCCAAGCUGCCACUGUAACCACAGACCCAGUUGGGGAUAUUGCCACUACUGAGAAAAUAGCAAUUGUAGAGUCUCGUAAGAAGCUUAACUUAUCCAGGAAUUCUAGUCAUCAUGAACAAUGCAGAGUAUGUCAAGAGGAAAAGGAAGAAGAGUUGAUCGAUCUUGGAUGCCACUGUCGUGGUGGAUUGGCAAAAGCACAUCAGUCAUGCAUUGAAACAUGGUUUAAUACUAGAGGUUCAAAUAAAUGCGAAAUAUGCCAGCAAGUAGCUGCAAAUGUGUCACCUCCAGAGUCUCAUGCACCUACAAGUUAUUGGAUUUGGAGAGUCGAUCCUUCUUUUAGGGGGGCGAAUAUUUCCCAAGAGCGGGAUAGAGGUUGUCUUAAUCCACUUUGGGUAGCAUUUUGUAUCCUCAUUGGUGGUCUGUUUCUGGAUGUGCUAAUAUCCAUUACGCUUGGAGUCUCUGCACUGCCUGUGAACAUCAUAAUCGGAGUAAUAGUUGUGCUGGGACUCGGAACGGCUCUUAGGCUUGCCCUUGAGUUCUGCCAUGAUUGGAGUAUCCGAAGAGUAGUGCACCAGGUAGAAGCAAAUGUCAGUAUUGGAUAUCAUCCUACGUUGUAGGUGAAAGGUACUUGAAAGUGGAUAAUUGAUUCAAACUACACCCGAAAACUGUUCAUACACCCUGAAACAUUGAAAUUUCUCCAGCAAAUGUGACCCAGAGGCUUGCAGAGCCUGCAACUUGAAAAAUUUGUGGGAGCUAAUGUUCUUAAAUGACAAAUUGUGAUUGAACUUACCAUUGUAUUUAUAUGCAUUGUGUAGUUUGUCUGCUUUGAUAUCUAUACAUCAGUCUAUAUUGCCAAAAUUACUUCGGAAUGCAAAAUUUCUGUAGCUAAAGUGGUGAAUGAAUGAUUUUUGUCUUGA